Molecule: messenger RNA, 763 nt
Organism: Desarmillaria tabescens
Lineage: Eukaryota; Fungi; Basidiomycota; Agaricomycetes; Agaricales; Physalacriaceae
Exons: 4
Coding region: 84-698 (204 amino acids)
Source: RefSeq, a predicted model, not a curated record
UCUAGCCGUACUAGCACUCCGAUUUUAUUAACUAUGGGGGUGACUGCGAUUCUGAGCACGGUUCUUGCUGAUGCUACUUUGAUAUGGCGUCGUUGAAUUGUCUGGGGUCGGUCAUGGCGCAUUGUGCUCGUGCCGAUUGUUUGCACCACCUUAGCAAUAGCAGAGGGAUCAUAACUUAUUACUCCACUUUUGGACCUAUCGAGAAUGCGUCACCACGAACGUUAUACCUUGAGAAUAUUGUUAAUUGGGCCGUACUGUACUCCUCACUCAUCUUGGCGACCCUGCUAUGGUGCACGAUUCUCAUCGUCUAUCGCAUUCUGAGAGUGGGCGCUGCUGCUGCAAUGAUGCGCGUAUAUCAGAGAGUGAUAGAGAUGCUUGUAGAAUCCGCAUCAAUCUACUCUGUCGUGAUAGUCAUUCUGGUGGUGUUUGAAGUUCAUAAUGAGGGGGUCGGAGCUUACAUCGAAGUGUUGGCAAUUGCGAUGAGAGGCAUCAUCCCUACAAUUUUGGUCGGCCGUGUUGCAGCAGGGCACGCACACCCAGAUGACUCCUGGAACGAAAGUACGACGACGUCGUCCCUUCGAUUCAGAAGUCACUCAAGUUCACAGACCGACAGCCAGAUUGGUGCUGGAUCUGGAUGGGACACAUCUUCCCGUGUAACAGACUUAGAAGAGGGCUCGGAGGGCAAUAGACAGAGUUGAAGCUGGAGGAUAUUGCUCAAACUUGGCGAUGUGUGUGAUUUUGAAUCAUUUGGCACGUCGCAUGC